This is a messenger RNA of Eimeria necatrix, 1713 nucleotides long. RefSeq lists its product as hypothetical. The record is from RefSeq and is a predicted model, not a curated record. The transcript is spliced from 11 exons. Gene Ontology annotation, cellular component: cytoplasm. Bases 1 to 1713 code for a protein of 570 amino acids. NCBI's taxonomy places the organism in Eukaryota, Apicomplexa, Conoidasida, Eucoccidiorida, Eimeriidae.
AUGCAGGCGGGAGAGAAAAUGCAUGUUGUGCAGCAGUUAGAUCCUCUGGAGCAGCCAGAGCUCCAUUACCCCUGUGAAAGCUCAAAAUUUGGAGAACCGGAAGUCCUGACGAGCCAUAUGUGCAGUGCACCGAGCACAAAUGAUUUUCGGCUGGUUGAAGGACCACCUGAGUUCUUCCUGGCUGCGAAUCCUUCGGCGAAGCAGCUAGAGGCUUUCAAGGCUUUCACGGAGAAUGCUAGGGUGACCAGAAGUGAGUUCUGCAGGAAAAUUCAGACUGAGAGCACCGUCAUAGAUGGAGAAACCGACUCGUCUGCAUCAGCCGAAGCCAAAUCUACCUUCCUCAGCCGAACCCUCAGCAGGCCUAUGAAAGGCAGGGAGACACGUGCGGCCGCAACAGUCCCGGAGCAGAUACCGAGACCUGCAGAAGACAGCUGUGCAGUACCUACUGCAACACCGGAAAUGCCAGGUUCCGAAGAUGCAUAUCCUGAGGUGCCCGAGUUAGCGGGUAGCACUCGGCUCCUGCGUUACUUUCAAGGCUUCGAUUAUGAUGUCACAGCUGCCAGCAAUGCCUAUCGACGCCACAUGAAAUGGAGGGAAGAAAUGAAUCUUACCUCCAAAAACAGGAGGACAGUUGUGGAGUCGAUGUUGUUGCCUAUGAGGCCUGAAGCCUCCCCAAAUCAUGCGGCCGUCACUAGGUUUUUCCCCACAAAUCCUGUGUUACGCCGUGACGAAGGCAAAAGCCCCGGUCUCACAAUCUGCGCUGCAGCAGCGGCUGCAGCUAGUGCGCUAGGGGGAGGAAACAGUUUGCUUGUAGCCCUCAGCGACAAGGCGUUAGACUCAGUGAUCCUAGAUAAGCAAGGGAACAUAAUUUCCAUAGAGCGGCCAGGGCUAUUAGACGUAAGUGGCCUAUUCUCGGUGGUCUCGGAGAACGAUUUCCUACGGUGGCAUGCUUCAAUUUUGGAGUUUCGCUGCAUGCUGCUUGAUGUGCUGUCUCGUAAGUUCAACAGAAUGGUUCGAAUAACUUCAAUAAUCGAUUUGCAGGGGCUCUCCACCCGGAUUUUGAAUCGGCGAGCCCUGAAUUUGCUUAGAAAGACAAUUAGCUCGGCGAGUGAGAACUACCCGGAAUCCAUCGGUACUAUGUAUUUCAUCAAUGCACCACGGACCUUUUCAACUCUUUGGUCGGCUAUUCGCGGGUGGCUAAGAGAGAGAACCAUCAACAAGAUCAAACUCUUGAGCAGCGACGCGGAAAGUGUCUUGGUUCGGAACGUUGGAGGUUAUGCUCUUCCCCCCUCUUUGGGUGGCACUUGCACCUCUGCAAUGGCUGACUUUCCUCCACUAGACACAGAUUUAGGUCCAGGAAGCAUGAUACUGAAUGUGGGGGCGAGGCGAUGUAACCAAGCUAUGGAGCUUGUGCCCCAAAAAUCUGUAGUUGAGUGGGUAUGGGUAGCUGAAGACUUUGAUGUGGGAUUCAGCGCAAUUUGGAGGUCUCAGUCAGGGAGUGAGAGCAUUCUCGAGGAGCACCGCAAGUACCCUGCUCGCAAGCGAGUUAGUGGUGUCGUCACGGCGGAACAGGAGGGCACCUUAAUCCUCUCAUUUGACAAUUCAUGGGGAUUGAUUUCUUCUCGACGUGUCCGAUACAAGAUUGAAGUCACGCCAGCUACACCAGCUGGAGUUAUCAUGCGCAGUAGCUCAGAUUCCUCGAGCGUUGCGUGA